CUUUUCAAAUCGACGCCAAUGGAGUAAGUGUACUUAUGCCUAUAGUUGAAAAACGCGUUGAAUGGAGAUCGUCGACUGGAAAUCAAAGAUGAAAAAAAGAAAGAAAGAGUCUCGUUCGUGAGAGCAUUGUUGGAGAAACAAAUGCAAUGGAAGACUGGGAUGAACUUGAGAAUAGUCUGUUUCGUAAAGCUAGUGAAACAAAGGACUCGGGUAUUGGAGAGUCCAAGAAGAAAGUUGCGUUCAGAGAUAUCGAUGAGAACGAUCCUCUAAAGGACUUGAACUUCUCUGAUGAAGAAGAUUCUGAGGAAUAUUUUAAAGAUAGACCUGUAGCAGCUGCACAGAGCAGUAAGAUAUCUCAUUUGUUUGGGUUGAAAUCUGAGGAUCCACCAGAGGCACAAGAUUUUACUCCUGCCAAUGCACAUAUAGCUGAAUACACUGAACCAAAUAAUUCACCAUUACUUUCUACUAAAAACUCACUGGAAAAACUAGAAGUAAUAGAAUCAGAUUUUAAGGAAUCUGAUACAAUAAGGCCAUCAAAUAGUACAGUGACUGCUCCGAAAGUAGAAAAUCCUGUACAGAAAUCUGCUCCAAAAAUGAAGUCUAUUUUCGAUGAUGAUGAUGAUGACCAUUUAAUUGAUAAAUCCAAGACUUCUGUUAAUACUCAAGCAAAAAAGACAUCCCUCAUGGAAGAUCUAUUUGGAAGCAGACCAAAGUCUAGUCCAUUGAUAGAAACAGGCAGGAGGUCCAAUCCCUUAAACUAUGAUGCUCCUGCAACUCGUUCGAAUUCUGGAGAAGCCCUUACUGGAUUGCUGAAUGAGAGUACAAGUAAAACUGUAAACAAUGCUGGCUUUUCCCUGAGUGCACCAAAAGAACCUAGGAGAGGUCGAAGAGCCUUAACAGUUCAAAAUGACCCACUGGGACUCCUGUCCAUGUCAAGUUUGCAGAUUGAUGAUACUCCAAAACCUAAAGAGCAAAAAAUAGUUCAGCCAACAGCUAGAGAAGUCAUAACCAAAUCUCCAGUUAUUGAAGACUUACCAGAAUGGCUAGGAGGUCCAAAAGUUUCCAAGGAACAGAAGCAAGAAACUGAAAAACCUGUUCAGAGUGAAACAUCAUUGAUUGCCAAAUCAGCAGAAGUUAUAGGAAAAACUGUUUCUGGCUUAACAGAUCAAACAGUAAUCACAAUUGGAUCCGAAAGUGAAGAACAGCAGGGUCUGACAUCACAGCUGUUAGGUAUUGAGUUUGAUCAACAGGCAGCAAUGAUAAAUAUGCAACAGCAGGAACACGAACUCAGAACAGCAGCCGCUCUUUCUCAACAGAGUGAAAAACUAAAUAAUUUAUUGGAAACUCAAAAAAUUAAGCUCACUGAGCAGGAGAAACAAUUUAACAUGCUGAUAGCCAGACAAUUGGAAAGACAAGCUCUUCUUGAGGCACAAAUGAAGGCACAACAAGACAGAAUAAACAGUUAUAUACAAACACUUUCAGCUCAACCAUCGACUGUACCAUCGAUGCAAUUAACAGUGAAUAAAGAAGUCAAGCUUGGGUCUAAAGAAUCUGAGGACGAAAAAGAAGAGUCUGAAAGUCUCGUACAAAAACUUCAACUUGAAAAACUGUACUUAGAAAAUACCUUAGAGAGCUUGAGAGAAAAGCAUGAAAAAGAAAUAUCCAUUCUUGAAGAAUCCUACAAAAAACAAGUGCAGUUUUUGGAAGAAGCAAUGAUACAGAUGGAAAAGAGAAUGCAGGAUGAUCUGGAGUGUGUUGAAGCAGAUUAUAAAUUGAAAAUUCAAAAACUGAGGGAUGAAAUGCUUGACACCGAAAAACUUCAUAAGACUGAGAAACAGACACUCAAAGAAGAACAUGCGCGUCUUAUUCAUGAAAUCCGCGAUAAUCAUCGAAGAAGCAUGGAAGUCAUGCAAAAAGAGCACAUUGAAACCAUUGAAAGAAUAACAAAAUCUAAGGAGUCUGAACGACAAGCCAUUGAAAUAAUGAAAUUAGACGGUACAAACGUCGAAAAUGUUUUAAAUAAGUCUCAAGUUAUAAUUGAAGGUCUUGAAAAUUUGCAAAAAAAGUUUGAAAGCAGAGAUAACAACUUUGUUGAAUCUCAGGACAAUCACCUAGUUUUUCAAGAAAAAAAUAUAGAAUAUUUAAAGGAAUCACUUGAAAAACAAAAGGAUGCAUUUGCUGAAGAAAAGCACAAGCUUAUGGUAACAAUUCAGAAGCUUGAAUCAGAAACGUCCGAACUAAUACAAGAAUUUAGAAAACAAAAUAACACUUUUAAAGAAAGUGAAGAGAUUCUUAAAUCUAGAGAACAAGCACUUCUCAGGGAUAGAGAAAUUUUCAUUGAGCAAACAAAUUGGGAGCGGGAGCGAUUACAAGCUAUGAGAGAUGCUUGGGCAAAGGAGGAAGAUAGGCAGUUAGAAUGGCUUGCUCAAGAAAGACAAACUCUUGCUACUGAAAGAGGAAAGUUACAAAUUUUCAAUAGACUGAAAAUCGGAGUUGAUGAAUCAUCAAAAAUUGAAUUAGAAGCAACCAUAAAAGCUGCACAAGAAGCUGCAUCGAGUGCCAAUCAGGAAAGACUUAAGUGGCAGGAAAAAAUCAAUGAGCUGGAAAUACAAAAAAAUGCUCUGCAAGAGAAAGAAAAUAAUCUCAUUCAAAAGGCAAAAAAACUUGAUGAUUUUACUCAGUCUGCUGUUGCCAUAAGAGAAGAAGGCCUGAGAGCUUUGAAAGAAGCUCGUUUCAUUGAAGAACGAUACAAAGAGAAAUUCAAUGAAUUACAAAUUCAGCAGAGACUCUUGAAUGAAAGAGAAGCGAAACUUGCAACUGAAAAACUCGAACUAGCAAAAGAAAGACUAUCUUUUCGAGUGAGUGAAGUGGAACAGCCUGAGAAAGAUAUAAGUAAUAAAUUGAACAAUAAAAUUAUUCAUGAAGAGGAGCAAUCCAACUUUUCAGAGGUGCAAUCUACCAGUAUGCAAUAUACAACAUACUUCAAGGAUAUUGUAGACCCACAUCUACUUUUGUUAAAAUGGGACUUGGACAAUAAGUUACAAAUGUCAUAGGAUUUACCUGUUACUGCUAGGCACUAAUUGAUGUGUAAAAAUUUAAUUGUAAUGCUUAAAAUUGAAUACAAAAUGUAAAAAAAAUAAAUUAAUCUUCUUAAAA
Nasonia vitripennis (jewel wasp) is the source of this 3156-nucleotide messenger RNA. It is a transcript of the gene twy, whose product is annotated as fas-binding factor 1. The transcript has 16 exons. Gene Ontology annotation, cellular component: ciliary transition fiber; ciliary basal body; centriole. Gene Ontology annotation, biological process: cilium assembly; establishment of epithelial cell polarity. NCBI's taxonomy places the organism in Eukaryota, Metazoa, Arthropoda, Insecta, Hymenoptera, Pteromalidae. Bases 147 to 3053 code for a protein of 968 amino acids. The record is from RefSeq and is a predicted model, not a curated record.